This is a messenger RNA of Xylaria bambusicola, 1890 nucleotides long. RefSeq lists its product as uncharacterized. Lineage: Eukaryota; Fungi; Ascomycota; Sordariomycetes; Xylariales; Xylariaceae. The record is from RefSeq and is a predicted model, not a curated record. The transcript has 3 exons. Bases 1 to 1890 code for a protein of 629 amino acids.
AUGCCUAGUGGUGAUAGCCCUCCACCCUCAAGUCGAAAAGAUGAAGAUAGAUUUGAUGAUGGAACGCUAAUAUUCAACCGUCAUCUCCGCCCUCGAAAGCUCUGCGUGGUACGCGAUAACGAUUGCUCCUCUCAAUCAACCCCAGUCGACUUUGAUGUGGUGAACUCGAAUGAGUAUAACGCAAAUAACUCAACCGAUGAGAAGGGUGAAUACGUUUUUGUGUCUUAUACUCGGGACCAAUUUUGCACUUAUACUCGGGAACGCCUGAAAAAAUGGGAGCUACCGGCCACAGAAGAGGAACAGGAGGAUCGCCAGCGACUGGUCCAAAUCGGUAUCCGAGCUGCACUUGAUGCUGGCGUAAAGGCAUUCUGGAUCGAUGUCUUCUGCAUGGACGAUGGCAGCCCCAGUACAAUGGACUCUCACCGCAUCUGUGACGUUGCGCGAGGUGCCAAGAGUAUGGUGAUUGCUCUUCAGGAUACGAUAAAGACCCGAGCAUUGGGUCUACCCACUCAGGAGAUGGAUAAGUUGCUACAAAGCUGGUCAUCUCGGCUCUGGACACUACCAGAAAUGCUGUUGGCUCCCACCAGGCAUGACUUGAAGAUUUAUCUCCUCAAGAAUGGGGUGUAUUACUUUGACACUAUACCAAAGAGGAACAUGGCUGCAAGAGCAUAUCCCGAGGACGGAGCCUUAAUCCGCCAGCUAGUCGACCAUUUCGAAGCCAGUCAGCAGCUAACGCUCACCGAGCUUCUCACUAUUGGGCUUGAGUGUCUGAUUAAUCGCGAAACCUAUAAACACAUGGAAGCAGACCGGAUCUAUGCUUUGAUGACAAUGGUGAGAAGGCGGCCCGUGCCUGACGAGAACGAUACCCUCUUUGACGCCUUCGCGAAGCUUUCCCUCCUUAAUGAUUCUAACUCCCUCCUUGAACGGCUGAUCUGCACCCUCCCAGAGAGUAGAGGCAAACCGUGGUAUGUGAUGGAAGAUUUCUGGGGCGUCAAGCUAUGGGACAUCGAGCCCACCGUACAGGUGGCUGCCAUCGCCUCGAACGAGACCGUUAUAUUAGAUGGUGCCUUUGGCGCCACGAUCAACUGGGGCGAGUUGACGCAAGUGGGCUUCGAAAAGCGUGAGACGAUCUGGCGUAUGAUCGGCUCAUUCAUCGUUCGCUUCGCCCCAGGUUGGCUGAUCAUAGCCAUCAUCACACUCGUAAGCUUCUCAACGCCGUUCCCAACAGGCUACAAUUCGAGGACUGGUAAAAUAGAGUAUCAGCCAAAUCCACUAGUGGCCGUCGGCAUUGUCUUUUUCCUAAUUGCAUUCUCCACCGUCGCCUCCCUCCCACAUGUUAUGAUGUCGUUAUAUAGUGGCAAGUUUUGGUCGACACAAGCAUUGCUGUUUGGUCUUGAGGGCCAAGCUGACCUCGAGUGGCUUGAACUUCGGCUCUUCGGCUUUACCCAAGGCCGGCUACAAUGGAGUACAUGGGGCAGCACGCAGUCACUUCACGACUUCAAGCCAACCACAGAUGAUACUAAGUGGAUCGAAGAUGAGGUUGAACCACUGAAGCCUAAGGAUGCAGUCCUUGGAAAUUCUAAUCCUGACGGUACGGAUAGAGACCGAAUUUUCACCAUCGUUGAUACGUACUCGAUGACUGCAUCGCUCAUCCGGUCUGUUCACCCCCCAACAACUGCAUUGGUUUGCGGUCAAGAAGGCGGCAUGAGACGAGUUCUACUCUGCUCCUACGACUACAGUACGCAGACCUUUCACAGGGAGACGGUAAUCAGAAUGCCGACCAAGGUACUAGAUAGGAUGGACCGUGUCGAUAAGUUUCGAUUUUCAAUGACGAGCAUGCCCCUGCGUGAUGGCCAGGGCAACACCAGGCAUGGUAACACCGCUAAGUAG